AUGGGGGUCCCAGAGCCCGGACUCCGGCUGCAGGGCCCUGGUGAGCGCCAGGAGCCUGAAUCAGCAUCCCCGGCCGUGCCGCCCACGUGGCCAGAGCGCCGGUCGCCUGCCGGGCCCCGGCCCAGCGCCUGCCGCACCCCGCCGGGAGAGGAGGCUCCCGCCCCGGGCCGAGCGACGCUCCCCCGGGCCCCAAUCCACGUGUCCGGGUCUCCGGGGGUCCUGGCUGGUUCUGCUGCUCCAGACGCACCCGGCUCCCCUCGGAGUCACGUCCUAACCUGGGGGCUGAAACCGGCCCCGGCCCCGCCGCCCGCGGGGAGCAAACGCGAAGCGACGCGCCAGCCCCGCACGGACCGGGCGGCCCUGCCCACGCACAGGCAGAGGCGGGUGGAGCCUGUCAGCAAAGCUCCCGGCCGAGCUCAUCUCCCAUCAAAUAUUCAUCGAGCUGAGGCGGCUCCAGCUCUGCAGGAAACGCUCCGGCCCCGGCCGGCUCCGCCGAGCGCCAGAAACCCACCCGGGGCGCUGCCCCCACCCGUGACGCGGCUCCCGCCACACCCCGGCUCCGCCGAGCGCCAGAAACCCACCCGGGGCGCUGCCCCCACCCGUGACGCGGCUCCCGCCACACCCCGGCUCCGCCGAGCGCCAGAAACCCACCCGGGGCGCUGCCCCCACCCGUGA
Molecule: messenger RNA, 675 nt
Organism: Gopherus flavomarginatus (Mexican gopher tortoise)
Lineage: Eukaryota; Metazoa; Chordata; Testudines; Testudinidae
Product: basic proline-rich protein-like
Exons: 2
Coding region: 1-675 (224 amino acids)
Source: RefSeq, a predicted model, not a curated record